Messenger RNA from Cucurbita pepo subsp. pepo (vegetable marrow), 2193 nucleotides. Its product is annotated as Tetratricopeptide repeat (TPR)-like superfamily protein. NCBI's taxonomy places the organism in Eukaryota, Viridiplantae, Streptophyta, Magnoliopsida, Cucurbitales, Cucurbitaceae. Gene Ontology annotation, biological process: RNA modification. The record is from RefSeq and is a predicted model, not a curated record. Gene Ontology annotation, molecular function: RNA binding; protein binding.
CAAAACUCGGGUCUAGGCUUUUCUCGUUAAACGAAGGGUUGCAAGGAAAUUGGUUUCUUACAUUCAAAUUGAUAUAAAUCUCAGCUACAAAUCAUGAUGGAAGAAGAUGAAGCAGCAGCAGCUGAACCAGCACCAACCAAGACACACCUGAUACUGCUAUUGCUCGAAUCCAAGUUCCGUUUUUCAUAGCGGCAACCGUACUUAUAUGCACUUCCUGCUAAAGAAUCUUCGUGGUGCGCACAGAGCUUCGUUUUCCCAUUACUCCUAUCUGAUUGACCAGUGUUUAACGUCUAGAUCUGUUCAUAUUGCGAAAACAAUCCACGCUCAAUUGCUAAAGCUUGGCCUUAACAACAAUACUUUUCUGGGUAAUCGCUGUCUUCAGCUAUACGCGUUAUUUGGUCCCGUUCAUGAAUUUUUUAGAGUAUUUGGUGAUAUCAAAGAGAAGAAUAUUGUAUCUUGGAACAUAUGCUUGAAGGGGUUGUUUAGAUUUGGUUAUGUCAAUGGUGCACGCAAUCUGUUCGAUGAAAUGCCUGAGAGGGACAUUGUUUCUUGGAAUUGCAUGAUGUCUGGCUGCGUUUCUUCUGGGUUUGCUAAUAAGGCUAUGGAUGUGUUUCUGGAGAUGCAGGAUGCUGGUUUUAGACCAAGUGAAUAUACGUUUUCCAUUAUGCUUUCGGUCGUGUCGUGUCCUAUUCAUGGCAAGCAAAUUCAUGGCAGUAUGAUUCGAAGUGGCAUUGAUGUGUCAAAUGUGGUUCUUGGGAAUUCAUUGAUUGAUAUGUAUGGAAAAUUUGGCCUUGUUGAUUAUAUGUUUGUCAUGUUUUAUAGUAUGGAAAAGGUGGAUAUUAUCUCUUGGAACUCUUUGAUUUUGGGCUGCCACAGAUCAGGCUUUAGAGUAUUGGCACUAAAUCAGUUCUAUCUUAUGAGAGCCACUGGGCACUCUCCUGAUCAGUUCACUGUAUCAAUAAUGAUAAGUUUAUGUUCUUUCCUCCAAGAAUUGGAACUGGGUAAGCAAUUUCUUGCUUUCUGUUUCAAGAUGGGAUUUACUUCUAACAGCAUUGUACUUAGUGCUGCUAUUGACUUGUUUUCCAAAUGCAACAGCUUGAGGGAUGCAAUGCAGCUUUUUGAAGAAGCCAAUCAAUGGGAUCAAGCUCUUUGUGAUGCCAUGAUCUCAAGUUUGGCAUGGCAUGGUCAUUGGAGGGAUUCCAUGUGGCUUUUUGUGUAUGCCUUAAGGGAGAACCUCAGGCCAACAGGGAUUACACUCAGCAGUGUCCUGAGCUCCAUUUCAGUCUUCACACCUCUGGACUUAGGUAGUCAAAUUCAUAAUUUGGUUCUUAAGUUGGGUUUUGAGUCUGAUACCGUCGUCACUAGUUCGCUCGUCGACAUGUAUGCUAAAAUUGGAUUAAUUGAUAACGCCAUGAAAGUCUUCACGGAUAUGCCUUCGAGAGAUUUAAUAUCUUGGAACACUAUGAUUAUGGGUCUGGUUAACAAUGGUAAAUACUUUGAGGCCUUGGGCACACUUGAAAAUUUGGUUAGGGAAGGUGUAGUGGCAGAUAGGAUAACACUAGCUGGAGUUUUAUUAGCUUGCAGCCAUGCUGGUUUUGUUGAUGAAGGGCUAAACAUCUUCUGUACAAUGGAAAAUGAACAUGGAGUCGUACCGACGAACGAGCAUUAUACUUGUGUGGUGGACUUACUGAGUCGGGCUGGUAAAUUCAAAGAAGCAGUUAAUAUCAUCGAAACAACAUCGUGCCAACCUACUUCUACGUUUUGGAUAUCACUACUAGAUGCCUGUGCUAUUCAUGGAGACAUGAACAGCAUUGAAAGAGUUGCGGAGAGGGUGAUGAAGCUGGAACCUCAAUCAUCCUUACCGUAUUCGGUGCUGGCUCGAGUAUACGCAGCGAGAGGCCGAUGGGAAAGCACUGUUCGUGUCAGGAAGGCCAUGGAGAAUAUAGCUGCACAGAAGGUGAAGGCUUGCAGCUGGGUUGUGAUCAAAGAUCAUGUGUAUGCUUUCCAGGAUGACCGGUUGCAGCAUCUGCGAGGAGAAAGUUUGAUUUCUGCGUUGGAGCUGAUUGUUUGGGAGGUGGAAUAUGGGAAUGAACACAAACAGUAUGUUUAACGAACGAUUCAUUGGAAAUGGUUUGUGAUAUUGAUGAUCUGAAUUAUAAACAUAGAAAUGAUAGAGCCUAGAGGAUUUGUUUA